CUGAACGUAAACAGAAAGCUCAGCAUGAAGACACGUUUUGUUUGCAGUACUUUACCAAACUAACUGCAGCCACGUUUUAACUGGGAUUAUCAGCCGGAGAAAGAAACCACAGGGAUGUCCGGAGGGAACAAAGCCAUUGAGUUGCAGCUUCAGAUGAGGCAGAAUGCGGAUGAUAUCCACGGCUUCAUGAAGGAGCUGGAGAGCUGGGAAACAGACAUAAAGAAGAAGGACGAGCAGCUGAAGAGCACAGGACAGCCGGAGCAGGUGCAGAAAGAGCUGCCACCUGUGCGAAACAAGGACUAUAAAAAAAAGAUGAGAGAGAAGAAAAGAAAGAAGGCACCCACAGCUCACGGUGACGCAAAAGCAGAGGAACCGAAGGAAACAUCAAGGAUAAACGCCUAUGACUAUCGAUCAUGGGACAAGUUUGAUGUGGACAAAGCUCUGUGUGAGAUGGAUAAAGAGGAAAGUCCAGCAGAGUCAAAUGAGUCGGACUCAGAGGAAGCUACGGUCGAUCAGGAGAGAGCGUUAGCUGAGAAGGAAAAGGGCAAUCAGUUUUUUAAAGAUGGGAAAUACGACGAUGCCAUUGAAUGUUACACCAGAGGAAUGGAUGCAGAUCCUUACAACCCGGUGCUUCCCACAAACAGAGCGGCCUCCUUCAUCAGACUCAAAAAGUUUGCUGUGGCUGAGUCCGACUGCAACUUGGCGAUCGCUCUCAACAGCAAAUACUUCAAAGCGUUCACACGGAGAGGAGCGGCUCGAUUCGCGCUGAAGAAAUACGACUCUGCGUUACAAGAUUAUGAGACGGUUCUCAAGCUUGACCCUGGAAACCUGGAGGCACAGAAUGAAGUGAAGAAAAUCAAAGAGGUCCUCGAACAACAGGCGUCGACCACCCCGAGUGAAAUAGCGCAGCCUCAGGAGACUCCAACAGUGGACCUUGAGCAGCAGAGACUAAUGGAGGAGCAGCAGAGACGACAGGAGGCGGUUAUACAAAAAGACAGAGGUAAUGCUUAUUUCAAAGAGGGGAAGUAUGAGGCGGCUGCGGAGUGCUACAGCAGAGGCUUGGAGGCCGACAGCAUGAACGUGCUGCUGCCCGCCAACAGAGCCAUGGCCUACCUCAAGCUGGAGAAGUACAAGGAAGCGGAGGAAGACUGCACUAAAGCUAUUUCUUUGGACAGUACUUACUCCAAGGCGUUCGCCCGCCGAGCCACCGCCAGAGUGUCUUUAGGAAAGCUGGAGGAGGCAAAACAAGAUUUUCAGGAGGUGUUGAAACUGGAACCAGGAAACAAGCAGGCGCUGAAUGAACUCCAGAAACUCCAGAUUGACGUUGGUUCCAGCGGCCUCCUUCAAACACUGGACAGCUCACAGAGGAGAACAGUUCAGCCAAUAGACAAACCAACACACCUGCGCUCCACUAAACCGUUGAGGAGGAUUGACAUCGAGGAGGUCAGUGGUAAGGUGACGCUGCCUGAGGUUGAGUCAGGUGGGUCCAGCUCUUUCAUUCAGGAGGUGGUGAGAGAGGCGGAGUGUGUAUCGUCGCCGCUGUCAACGUCACCCAGCGCAAAGAUGAUCAAGAUCGAGGAAAUAACAGACGUCCCCUCACACUCAUCUGAGCAAGUUCCUGCUGGCAGACAGACAAAAGAACCCGCACAGGAAGAAAUCACUCCUCCUCCGCCUGCCGAACCAUCAGCCAAACCCUCCUCAAUACUAACAGACCCGCCUCCUCCGCCCACCAGCAGCUUCCAGCUGGAGGCCGACCUCCGCAAGAUCGGAAACCAGCCUGAAGUCAUUUACAGAUAUCUGACGCAAAUUAAGCCAGAAGUGUAUGCAAACAUUUUCCACAACUCCCUCGAACCUGAUAUUCUCAAUCAGAUCCUUAAGACGCUGCAUGAUUUUUACAUCAAGAAUGAAGCGCCGGCCGUCACACUGGAGAUCCUCAAGAAUCUGUCGAGCGUGAGGCGCUUCGACAUGGCCGUCAUGUUCAUGUCUUCCACGGAGAAGAAAAUGCUUAAUGAAUUGUUCGACUUCCUUCGCCGAGCCAACAUGGAUGAAGCAUGUGUUACAGCCUUACAGAAGAAAUAUGGUGUAUGACCCCUGGAUUUAAAUGUGCAAGUUCAAUAGACUUUAAAUUUCAACAGAGUGCUCAACUGGAAAUAAAAUCAAUAAAACACCUUAGUUUUACUCUGAUACUGAAUAAACUUUCAUCACUUCCACCUCCAUUAAAUUGGAAUGCUGCAUAUUGGCCUUAUUUAUAGUUAAAAGCUGGAAAUUCACAGAUUGUAACUCUGACUUUGGUGCAUUUUACUUAAUAAAAACGUUUAGAAUCUUGUUACUUAUGCAAAAGCUAAUGUCUCUGAUGAUGACAUCAUCCUGUUUACAUGUAUACUGUAUGUUUUACCAUUUAUUGCACAACUGUUUUCAUACGUUUAUGAGGAUACAAUGCUGAAAAUUGUGUUUUCUAUAUUUUGAGACCUACUUGGUUAUGGAGGUAGAAAUAUACACGUCUAACUCAUUCCUGCUGCAUAAAGGCACGCUACAUAGAAAAUAGACAAAUGCUGACUCUUCAAACUCAGUUCAGGUUUAUGCAAGUGUAUUGUAUGUGAGUUGACAUGAAGUUAUAUAACUACAUCUAAGGGAAUGAACCAACCAGACGCUGUGUUCUAUAAAAAGGAAGUGUGAAUUCUCAACUUUCUAGUACAUCUCGAGAGCAGUGUGAAAGUGUGGAUUGGUCUCUGUGAGUACUCUACCCAGUUUGAAUGUUCUUCAUGUUCUUAUACCUGCCAAA
Scomber scombrus (Atlantic mackerel) is the source of this 2782-nucleotide messenger RNA. RefSeq names its product RNA polymerase II associated protein 3 (gene rpap3). Gene Ontology annotation, molecular function: protein binding. The transcript is spliced from 17 exons. The record is from RefSeq and is a predicted model, not a curated record. Bases 115 to 2088 code for a protein of 657 amino acids. NCBI's taxonomy places the organism in Eukaryota, Metazoa, Chordata, Actinopteri, Scombriformes, Scombridae.